AUGGAGUAUUCUUCGGGGCCAGCAGGUCGAGGCCGGCAAACCUAUGUCCAGCUAGCAUAUAAUUAAUCCGCUUGAGGAGAAUUCACUGCUGUGUUUUGUCGUCGACCUUGUUCUUGAUUUAAGGUUACUGCCCCCAAAAACAUCAACUUCUAAAGGCAAAUGAAGAGUGUAAAAAGGAAGAUAAUGAACAGCGUGAUCAGGGGAAACAACCAGUACCUCAGCAAUACGAAUCUCACCCUCAUACGGCAGACGAGAGGAUCUGACACCAAUUAUAAUCAAGAUUUCCAUUAUCAGUUUUUAUAACAACACCCGUUUGCCACGACUGGCAGGAUAAAUACAAUUUUUAAAAAAAAGGAAAUUGACAUCAGACAGGCAACACUCAUCAGCUUCGCUACAUGUACAUCUAGCAGAAUUUUUCACGUCGUUCAAUACAUCAGCUGUGAGGAUGGUUGGAUUCGCGCCCAGUAAUGUAGAGCCCACCCUCGGGGUGAAGUUCAUCAGCGCGGGCUUAGCGGCUUCUAUAGCUGACUGUAUGACAUUCCCUCUUGACAUGGCCAAAGUCAGAUUGCAGCUUCAAGGUGAAGGAUCAACAAAGAUCUCCCGCCGUAAGGCUGGUCAGAAAGCUUCGGUCGAGGCAUUCAAGUAUCGAGGAAUUUUCGGAACUAUCCGAACUAUAGCAAGAGAGGAGGGUGUGCGCAGCUUGUACAAUGGUCUUGUGCCAGGACUUCAGCGCCAAAUGGCUUUUGCUUCCAUCAGAAUCGGACUGUACGACUCGGUAAAGUCUUCUUAUCAGAAGGCUCUAGGAAAAGAUCAGAACAGUCAGAGUGUGGGCAUAAGAAUCUUAGCUGGCAUCACCACUGGGGGAAUGGCCGUUUUCUGUGCCCAACCUACAGACGUUGUCAAGGUGCGCAUGCAGGCGCAGACCGCUAAAACAGGACGGCGCUACAACGGCAGCAUGCACGCAUACAGAACCAUCGCAGCACAAGAGGGCAUGAGAGGGCUGUGGAAAGGUACAUUACCAAAUGUGACCAGAAAUGCAGUAGUCAAUGCCUCGGAAUUAGUUUCUUACGACUUGAUAAAGCAACAGAUUUUAUCCCAUCAGCUGAUGUCCGAUAACAUGCCGUGUCACUUUGUAUCUGCAUUUGGGGCCGGAUUCUGCACAACUGUGGUAGCCUCUCCCGUUGAUGUUGUGAAGACGCGAUACAUGAACUCCAGGCCAGACCAAUACACCGGGGCUAUUAACUGUGCCAUCAAGAUGUUCAGAGAGGGAGGUUUCUUUGCUUUUUACAAAGGGUUCAUGCCUUCUUUUGUUCGACUUGGUUCUUGGAACAUUGGCAUGUUUGUAUGCUUUGAGCAACUGAAAAGGGCAUUCAUGUACUACAAGACAACAGCUCCGAUGCAAAUCCAGAACUCCUAGACCAAGGAAAUCUGUUUGACUAAUUGAUGUGAUGUAUGACAAAUUGAUGUGAUAACUAUUUCACAUGAAUAGCUUAGCAAUUUAAUUUUUUUUAGAACUAUUUCUUUCCACAUUAUUGACACCAACAAAUAACUUUGUGUGUGUAGACUGGGUUAGCAUUGUUACCAUGGACGCCUUGCAGACUAAUUAAUGGAAUUGAAGCAACCCACAACCCAAAUGAAUGUAUUUCAUUGGUUGCUACACAAACUAAAACCAGCCAUAACCAGUUUAAUACAAACAUUCGCAUUUGGUUUUCCAUUUUCUUUUUAGUUGCAGGAUAAAUCUGCAAUGUGACUUUGCUGUGAUUCUCACUGAAAGAGCCCUUAUAUUUAUUAUUUCAGAAGUUAUGACAUCAUUUCUUGCAUACACGUUUCUUGUUUUCUUUUUUGCAAGAUCCACGUGAUUGUAACUUGCAUGCAAAUGCAUGACAUUUGGUUUUUAGUGAGUGAGUGUUUGGGGUUGAACAUCAUACUUUAUUUGGUUUUUACAAUGACACAAUGUUAUCACAAGUCCCCCCUUUCCAAAAUGUUAAUACUUCAGCAUAGCUAUUAUCAAGUGGGCAAUCUAUUGUCAUGUCCAGUUGUUCUUCACAAGAUAAACAAUGUGACACAUUGCAGUAGGAAUAUAUGACUGUGGAUCUGUGAGUAUUUUAGGUCUUUUGUAUGAUGUGACCAAACGUGCUUUGUUGGAUUUUUUUAAUAUGUACAUGAAAAUAUUAAAUACAAUUCACAGCAUUUGACAAAGAAUACAUAAUUCCAGGUGGGAUGAAAGCCUACUGGGGUAAUUGGACCAUCUAAUUGGAAAACUGAGUCAACAGUUUAUGUGAAUGAUAAUAAAGUUGUUGCAUAUAUUGCACACAAAAUGUAUGUGAUUAGAGGUGUUUAGGUAGACAUUGUAAAUAUACUGAGCAGCUGUAAUGAUAAUUACUACCAAGCUUAAUAAUGCUAUUUAACAAUAGCAAAACAAGGACAUUAACACUGAAAAAAGUGGGAUAUUUGUUACUACUGCUCUACUGUCUCAUGCUGUACUGCUGGACAAAAUGUGGGGUGAGGAAAACCUCAUUCCCUGUCCUGUAAAUAUCCAAAAUAUUAUAGAGUGGCACGUUUUUGUUACACACAAGUUUACUCAUAUAAACAUCAGUUUGGAAAAUUACGUCCAAAUUGGCUAGUUGACUUCCAUAACUUGCACGCUGUGCAUGUAUAGUGAGCAUAGUCUGUACAGUGAGAAGAACCACUGAGAGAAGGCAAACAUGCUAUUUUCAGUGAAAGUAUAAACAACUGUUGUUAUGUUACUCCUUCAGUAUACUGCUGACAAUCUUAUUGUGUACAGAUAACGAUGAAUUCAAGAGAAUGCGGAUCUGUUUUUAUUUUUUUCUUCAGGAAACUGUGGACCGUUUUUUACUGGACUUUAAGCUCGCAUAUUCGUUUUAAGUUCGCUAGCAGUAUAUUUAGCAGGAUUCUAUUUACAAGAAUGUUGACAAUUCUUAAUCCCUUAGGAUGUUCUUACAGGUUGUCAGCAGUUUACCAACUUUAUAUUCUAUUUAUGCCCAUGUAGUUGUAUAUACAAAUAUCUCAUGUAUAUGUGUACUCUAUUUUGCAUGGUUUUAUAUACAUUCCCUGCAUGGUUUGAUAUACAUUCACUGCAUGGUUUGAUAUACAUUCACUGCAGGGUUUGGUAUACAUUCACUGCAUGGUUUGAUAUACAUUCACUGCAUGGUUUGAUAUACAUUCACGUGAAAAUGUAUGAGAUUUUUGCAAUGUGUACAUGUUCCAUUUACACUCUAGCUUUACAAGUAAUAAUGUAUUAAAUGUUACCAUUUUUCAUGCAUUGUUGUACAAAUCUCACAUAUCCUUUUAUGUUAUAUAUUUUGUGUGGAGAAGGGGCGGAGUAAGAUUUUUGAGGGGUGGGAUUAGCGGAUGAGUGGGCGGGUUUUGUUGGAUGAGGUAACCUUGACUGACAGUUGUUAUUACUUUUUA
This is a messenger RNA of Liolophura sinensis, 3432 nucleotides long. Its product is annotated as mitochondrial uncoupling protein 2-like. Bases 446 to 1417 code for a protein of 323 amino acids. Gene Ontology annotation, biological process: transmembrane transport. The transcript is spliced from 7 exons. Lineage: Eukaryota; Metazoa; Mollusca; Polyplacophora; Chitonida; Chitonidae. The record is from RefSeq and is a predicted model, not a curated record.